This is a messenger RNA of Gekko japonicus, 856 nucleotides long. RefSeq names its product cyclin D3 (gene CCND3). Bases 116 to 856 code for a protein of 246 amino acids. Gene Ontology annotation, biological process: regulation of cyclin-dependent protein serine/threonine kinase activity; positive regulation of G1/S transition of mitotic cell cycle; mitotic cell cycle phase transition. The record is from RefSeq and is a predicted model, not a curated record. Gene Ontology annotation, cellular component: nucleus; cytoplasm; cyclin-dependent protein kinase holoenzyme complex. Gene Ontology annotation, molecular function: cyclin-dependent protein serine/threonine kinase regulator activity. The transcript has 5 exons. NCBI's taxonomy places the organism in Eukaryota, Metazoa, Chordata, Lepidosauria, Squamata, Gekkonidae.
CUUGGAGGAGGCUCGCAGGGGGAGGGGAGGCAGCUUUGCAGGGCUCUUUGCCUCUACCUCCCGCUUGCCGAGCCCGCCGCUUCCGUUCCUGACCAUCAUUCCCAUCCCCGAACACAUGGAACUGCUGUGCGGCGGGGAGGGGGUGAUCCGGGCGAAGCGGGACCCGCAGUUAUUAGGUAACCGGCGCGUCCUGCAGAAUCUGCUAAGCCAGGAAGAGCGCUACAGCCCCAACGUCUCUUACUUCCAGUGCGUGCAGAAAGAGAUUCAGCCCUACAUGCGGAAGAUGUUGGCUUUCUGGAUGUUGGAGGUUUGUGAGGAACAGAAGUGCGAAGAGGAGGUUUUCCCCUUGGCCAUGAAUUAUGUGGAUCGCUACCUGUCUUGUGUCCCCACUCGCAAAAACCACUUGCAGCUUUUGGGUGCUGUCUGUAUGCUUCUAGCCUCCAAGUUGCGAGACACCAUGCCACUAACUGUGAAGAAACUCUGCAUUUAUACAGACAAUUCUAUCACACCAUGCCAAGUUUUGGAAUGGGAGGUUUUAGUCCUAGAGAAGCUAAAGUGGGACCUGUUGUCGGUGAUAGCAAAUGACUUCCUGGAUCAUAUUCUCCAGCGGCUUCCACUUCCCCAGAAUAAAGUGGACUUGGUGAAGAAACAUGCACAGACUUUCAUAGCAUUGUGUGCCACAGAUUACAUCUUUGCUAUGUAUCCACCAUCUAUGGUUGCCACGGGUAGUAUUGGAGCAGCAAUCCAUGGUCUCUCUGCCUCAUCUGAUUGUAUUACUGGUGAGGAGCUUACAGAACGGCUUGCUAGCAUUACCCGCACAGAGGUGGUUUUCUGGAAAAUUGCCCCUGAAGUCUAA